AUGGCAACGCGCAGCCGGACACUGCUGUUUCUGCAGUUCCGUAAUUCUUAUGCACGGACAUCAUCGUCAGCGAAUCACCAAAUCUCGGGCUCCGAGACCGAGGGUUUAAUCGAAAGCUCAGACAGCGUUAUAGAAAUGUCAGUCCUUCCACCACAAUGGGUCGACAUUGUAGAAGAAGUAGACGAGACGUUGGAUCAGGUCAAAGAUAAAAGUACGUUACAAAAUCAGUUCAUUAUGUGUUUCGACAUAUAUAUGCGUGCACACUCUCUCUAUUCCCUACUUGCGCUAACUCGGUUACAGGGUAUGCAUCGAAAGCACCUUCUGCCUGGUUUUGACGAUAGAUCCUCCGAUGAAGCGGCCAUUGAACAACUUACAUCAGAAAUAACCAACGAAUUUUAUCGUAUCAAACGAGAUAUCCAACGCAUCCACUCAAAUGAUCGUGCGGGCACGUCCGACCAAGAGAACGCAAUGGCACGGAAUAUACAAACGAGUUUAGCAACCAAGGUACAAGAAGUCUCAACCUCUUUUCGAAAAAUGCAGUCGACAUAUUUGCAGAAAAUGCAAGGUCAAGAGAAUCGUAAAGCAAAUAUCCUUGGCCUUGAAUCUAAUCUUAGUAACGAGGCAGCCGAGCUAUUAUUGGAUGAGGAUGCACAACUGGGAUUCACGGAAUCACAAUUGGCAGUUAUUGAGAACAAUGAUGCUUUGAUUGACCAACGAGAACGAGAAGUCAACCAGAUUGCAAAGUCAAUACACCAAUUGGCAGAGAUAUUUCGGGAUCUACAAACACUGGUUAUCGACCAAGGCACCCUGUUGGAUCGAAUCGAUUAUAAUAUAGAACAGACGGUGGUACAAGUCAAAGAAGCGACUGUAGAAUUGGACAAGGUAAUAUAUAGAAAGAGCAGGAGACAACAUUAUGGAAAUUCAGUGUAG
Molecule: messenger RNA, 930 nt
Organism: Zychaea mexicana
Lineage: Eukaryota; Fungi; Mucoromycota; Mucoromycetes; Mucorales; Lichtheimiaceae
Product: t-SNARE
Exons: 6
Coding region: 1-930 (309 amino acids)
Biological process (GO): intracellular protein transport; vesicle fusion; vesicle-mediated transport
Cellular component (GO): SNARE complex; membrane; endomembrane system
Molecular function (GO): SNARE binding; SNAP receptor activity
Source: RefSeq, a predicted model, not a curated record